AUCGAAUUAGAAAAAUGGCGUUUGGUACAGCUGUGGGUUGCGCAAUUUUUAUGUAAAUGUGCAUUAAAUUUAUAAUAAAUUCAAAGUUUCAAGUGCAACAAAUAAUCGCGAGACAAUUAGUGAAUGUUUUAUAAAAUUUACACAGUGAAUACUGUAGGAUAAAAUAGUGUUUUUUCGUUCCACAAAGCUGUGAUGGACUGUGUAUUUUUUGUGUUGUGGUGAUGUUCGGAAGAUAAAUAAUGAAACGAAAAAUUAUGCGGCUGUGCUAAUAAUGUUACAAUGAUGGAUAAGUUAUGGGUGGUGUUGUUAGUGGCCUUGACCGGCGCACAUUUUGGGCAGGGAUUGCCGCUGCGUUCGACGCCGCACAGCUACCCGCACAACACAAACGGGGCCAUCUCGGCAGGAUGGAAGGAGGGUAACCUAUACGCGGCUGUGCCGGCGCUGGCGCUGAUAGUCACGGCCGUGGGGCUCCUGUUCGGGUGCACUUGGUGCUACAGACACAAGGACUGUAAGCAAAACGAAGGAGCGGACAACCAGCUGUUCACUGCCAGCGCCACACACCUACACGAGCGGCGCUCUCACCCGCCCGACUCCGGCUUCUCAGAGCCCGCCAACAACAACAUCAGCGAGGACAACAACAAUGGCCCCAUAUCGCUGCGGGAGAUGCAGAACAUCGCCAACAACAACGCGACGGCGUACAUUGUCAGCGAGAACGAGGAGCGGAACAGGGUCAGCCGCGAGUCCGUUGUUGAGUUCGAGCCGCUGCCCACGGGAAUCAGGGUAGCUGAUCCGCUGGAGAGAUGCGUGGAUUGGUUCGGCGACGAGGAUUUCCCGAGAAACCGAUUGCAAUAUCUACGCGAGAUCGGGCGGGGGUGGUUCGGCAGGGUAGUGGAAGGUGAAAUCGAAGACGAGGGCACAACAACGACAGUUGCGGUCAAAAUUCUCAAUCAAAACGCGAGUCUAGAGGACAAAGCUCGAUUCCUCGAUGAGGCGCGCCUCUACCGCGACGCCAGUCACGAGAAUGUACUUGCUUUCGUAGCCAGCUGUCUUCAAGAAGACCCCUGGAUCGUUAUCUUUGAGCUGUGCUCCACCGAUCUCCAAAAUUAUCUGACAGCGAACCGUCCAAAGAUGGCAGCACUGAACGAGAGCGGCGUGCCGCUGCGUCUCAUGUGUGACGUCACUUCCGCUCUCUCCUACCUUCAUUCUAGGGGAUUCACGUAUGGUGAGCUGUGCACACAGAACGUGCUGAUUCGUGGUUCAGACGAGGCGGCGCGCGCCGUUCUGGGCAAUUACGGCUUGGACCCGCGGCCGCACGUCGACAAUGUUCAGCAUACGUCGCAGGCCAACGACGUGUCUUCCCUGGGCUACGUGCUUCGGGACAUCUGUUCGUGGGGCGUCGCGCCGCCGCCAGCGCAGCCCGACUGUCCUUAUCGAGAGCAUUUGCACCAAGUGAUGCAGCUGUGCUGGCACGAGAACCCCGAGUCCCGACCGAGCGCCGGCCAGGUGCAAGCGCUACUCGAGCACCUCCUCGCCACGCACCUGCGCUGCAGCGACACGCGCGACGACGGCUACGGCAGCUCCGACUUCGAGGAGCGCUGGCAGCGCCUCAAGCCCAACACCAUCCCCAAGCUCGACGAGCACCGCGCGCUCGUGCACGCGCCCUCCGCCUCGCUCGACGACCACCACACCCCCUCCGAGCUCUCCGCCGCCGCGCUCAGCGUCCACAUGGACACCGCCGUCUCCCGCUCCAGCAGCAUCAUGUCCGACAAGGACCCGCUCUCCGCGCAGAUCAAGUCCGAGAGCCUCACCAACCUGCACGGCUCGCUCGAGGACGUCCGCAACAUAUACCUCACGCACAACGAGCAGCCCGCCCUCGAGUGCCACCAGGCCAACACCAUCGAGGACCGCGACGACGACCGCUCGGACGCCUCCGUCGACCCCUGGCUCAAGGAGAUCAUCGCCGGCAGCCAGGACGACGUCAGCUACUACAGAGAUGUCAGCGACGUUAUAAAGAAUCUCGACAAUAUUCUCAAUUCGGAAAAGACGUCCAGCUCGGAGUCGAGCCACCAGGCGAGCCCGUCGAGGGACAACUUGAGCUUAGACUGUAAAAAAGAUUACCCGAUGCAAUCGAGUAUGGUCAAAUCGCCCGGCAUUACCAAUUUCCAGAAUAUUCUGGAAGUCGGCUUCGAGGACAGAUCGCCCGAAAAGAAACAGGACGAGGACGAAGAUAGAGAUACGAUAGGCACGCUCAGUCACUCCUUCGAGCGACACAGUGAUACCACCAGUCAACACACCUUAGAAAAUUUAACUCCAGAUACGCCCAUAAAGGAUAUGGAGUUACCGUUUGAAAAGACGAAUACUAAUUUACAAAAUAAACUGCAUGCAAUUGAAGUAUCCGAGGACGUACAAGUUGAAGCAGUAUUGCCAAAAGAAAGUGAAGUAGAUAAUAGUGAUAGUGUAAAAACUGAUUUAUGUAUAACGCCAAUGCAUAGUGUUAAUGAAGAUAAGAAUGUGUAUGUGAAUGAAGACUGCCAAACCCCGAGUGAUAGUAAGUUAACUGAUAUAUUGCAUGAUAAGGAAACAGUGGAAGCUAAGUCAAUAAGUGAAGUUAGCGAUAAUGAACCAGUUUGUAACAACGCGGAAGAAGUAAUUAUUAAGACUGUUCAAACUUUAGAUCAAAAUGUGCCAGUGAAUGUAGAAGAUAAAGAGACCUUGCCGGUAUUCCCUGAGAUAGAUAAUGUUAGAUCAUUGGAAUCUCCUCUUAGAUUAGACGAAAGUCAACAAGUUGACACACCUUUACCAACUUAUGAACAAAAAAAGGAAUCAGAUGUACCUGAAUCAGUACAAAUUAUAUCCGCCACUCCAGUUAUUGAAAAUUCUUUAACUGGAAAUCAUAAUAAAGGCGAUGUUGAAGUAGACGUUAAGUCACUUAAUGAAACAGUUGUUUCUAACACAGAGGAAGAACUUGUGAUAUUAGUAGAAAAAGAAGUUACGAAUACAAAUGUUACUACACCUACGCUGAUUUUGUCGCAAGCACAAGAAGACUUACAAAUAUUAAGAGAUAAACUUCCUGAGGAAUUUAUUGACAAAAUUAUCAAAGAAGCUGAGACAGCAGCUUUGAAUUGUAUUGAAACAGCUCAAGCUAAAACAUUAGUACCUGAAUCAUUAAAUAUUCCUAAAACUGAACCAUUGCAAAUAUUUCUUAAUACUGAAAUAAAAUCCUUAGAUAACUCUACUGCGGACAAAAUUACUAGCGAUACUGGUACUUUGGAAGACAUAUUACAAAAACAAACAUCCCCACAAGAAGAUUCUCAACAUAGUUUUCUUAAAGAAGACGUAAAAAUACCUUCACCUAGCGAUUUAGAUAAUAUUACAAAAGAAAUCUUGCUAGAUGCCAUACAAGAAGUGCCUAAAGUUAUGCUAAAAGGGGAAACGCCGGAUUUUUUUCACGAGAGUAACUUAAAAGUGACACCCACUUUUGACGUUGAUCUACAAGAAUGUGAAAACAAAGCUCCUGAAAUCGAAACUCUGCCGGAUGUUGUGCGGGAUGUUACACACACUAUAGAACAACCUAUUCAUAAUAAAGCGCAACAGGAGAUAUUUAAUACACAAAUAGAAGCUAAUACAGAGUCAGUGGUUCCUCAACUCUCUCUUGACCUUGAAUCAACCGCAAGUGCGGAUUCUUCACAGAGUACUUUUCUAAUUAAAGACACCCUGAAAGAAGAAUCAAAUACUGUAUCUGGAAGUCCUUUAAAAAUCUUACAUGACGAGCCAGUACCAGAUUUUCUGGAACCAGAUAGUAGUAUCAAAACUGUGAUAAAUACAUUUCUUGAUUGUGAAAAAAGAUACACAGAAUGUUUCAGCUCUGGGAACACUUUAAACCCAUUACCUAAUUUACCGAGUCAGAAUGAAACUGAAUUAAUUGCAGUGGUAGCAGAAGAAACUAUUGCAAAAGACAGUAUUUUAGAACAAAAUGCUAAUCUGAAUUCUGGCAUUCCUGUAGUUGAAAAUGCACGUGUACCAUCAGAUGACAGCACAGCUUAUAUGGAUCUGACUAGUAGUGUGAAGACUGAAAUUGUGGAACAAACCCCUAUGGAUGAUAAUAUUAAAAAUGUCAUCAACUCUUGCUUAGAGACUCCUGGAAACGAUAGUUGUUCUCUAGUCAAGCAUGAAACAACAGAGUACAUGGAUUUACCGACUGUCGUGAAGGACGUCGAUGAGUUUUUACACGCGGAAAGACAGCUUAGCGGCCAAGUGGACGAGAAGGACCCUCUUUGUUCAAGCACGCCUAAAAGCUCAGUGGAUGAUACUCCAAACUCCACAGAAGAUAAAUCUGACGUAUUAUCAGAAACAAAAGUCCCUGAUUACGGACCUGGAGUAACUCUAACAAAAUUAGAACAACAAUGUGUCCCAGAUUUUCUAAGCCCUUUUGAUUCUCCGACUAAAAGUCACCCAACUGACACAUACGACGAAAAUAGCUCAGUAGUCCUAGGCCCUUUUGAGAACUGCACUAUGGAACUGUUUAAAGGCGUCAAAUCUGGUGGAGAUCUAGGUGAAAUCGCGAAAGAAGAGAUGUUCUUCUCUUCAAAUUUUAGCGAGAUUAACCUCGAAACGCCGUCGCCUCUCCGCGAUGGAAACUUUUUAAAUGAAGUACCAGAUAUAGUGAACGAUGAUAAUUUCCUAGAUAUAAUCAGUGAUCCUAAGGAUGAGACGGAUGCGAUGACUGAAGACAGCGACGUCACCGAUCCGUCUGUCGCCGAGAAAGUUUCACCAUUGACGCCACCCAACUCUCCCGGUUACUUUCUAGCUUCUACAUCUCAGCAGAAAUAUCUAGUAGAUAUAGAUUUGAACCCAGCAGCGGAGCCCGCUCAAGUAGAAUCAGAUUCCGGUUUAAGUUCACUGCAUAAAGAGAUCGAGUUGAACCAAAUAGAGCUUCAAAUCACUUCUAAAUUAGCUAUGGCGGAGAACGAGAACAAUCUAAAUAUUGAAUACUCCGGGCCGCUGACGGUGGAAGGUGUAGUGCAGAACGAUAAUGUGGGGGAGGAGGAGUCCGCGCCGGAGACGUUUCUAGCGGGGAAUGGGGGGGACAUCGGGAACAUUCGGGAGAUGUUCACGCUGGAUGAAGACUGCGUCAACGCGUUGAGGAACGAGCUGGAACUAAAACUGCCACUUGCACAGGUGGCAGCGAUAGAGCCGGCAUGCGAGAGCGACAGCGACUCGUGGAGCUCGCUGCCGCCGCCGCCCGAGCUGGUGGUGAGCUACCCGGGCGCGCUCAGCCCCAUCGCCGAGGAGACCGGCUCGCAGCUCUCCGCCUACGACAAUGACGUGCUGUGGAACGCAUCUCUUCGCACGGAGUCCUCAGAAAGCUAUCCGUCUCCAUGUAACAAUUCUACGGAGGAACCGACGGAGCCACCCACAGGUCAAGACACCUACACUCUGCCCGGCCGGCAGUCAUGCACUCAACCUCAGACUAGUAGCAGGGAGAUAACAAUGAGCGCCGACAGCCUAAACGCCAGCCUGGCAAAAUCCGGAAUAGACGAGCGAACAUUCACAGUAGAGGAGGCCCCCUGCGAGCGCAUCUCACAGGAGUCGCCCUUCGUGCUCAGCCCCACCACCGACUCCACCGCCGCCACCGGCGUCAGCACGCUCUCCCGCACCACGCAGCCCACCGACCAGCCCGACACGCUCUCCAAGCCCACCACCAUCGACUCCUGGUGCUCCAACGACACCCUGUACAACGUAGAGGAAGCCUUCGACGACCUCGCCUCCGAUCAAGACGUCCCUCCCGACUGCGAUGCCGAAAACGACGACAACAGCGAGAGCGACACCCUCACCCUCGACGACGAGAAAGAACUAAGCCGCGUCUCCACCUACAUCGUCCACGACAGCAAGUCGGACCACGACCGCUUCUCGCCCGACUCCAUCACGGCCAACGACAACGACGACCACACCUAUACGAAAGCGAAAGCCUCGCCGACCAAAUCGGAAGGCUCCAAAACUAAGGACUUGGCCUACGGCACUAUGACUGGACCGUACUCUAACUGCACUACGGAAGUCUUGUCAGCCGAUAAUGCUUGGAUGAUACCCCAACCCGAGCUAGUCCGACGGUCUCCCAUAGAUCCUAAUGUCGAUUUUUCCCCUCCGGCGCCCAAGCAAAGCGAAGAGGAUGUCGCUAGCCCGAAAUUAAAAAACGAGCCGCGCAUCAAAAAAAUGGAAAGCGUUGAAAUAAGUUGCCUCGAAGACCAUUUACUGAACAACGAGAGCCCGAAACGCGAUGAAGUUCACGACAGCCCUCACUGUCACUACGAUAUGGGAGCCGGUGUCACGAGCACUCCUCUUAUGGAAAUUCCUUCGGAAGAAAGCGAGGCUUCGACUUUGGCAGCAGAUAUAAUGACGCCAGAGAAUCUAGCGAGCAUACCUAACUACGAGUCGUUUCUGCUGUCAGCGGAGCUGCGGCGACAGGAGUCAACUGUCCACACGUUACCUUACGAAUCUGAGGUGUCCGAGGCGAGCCUACUCGGAUCGGACGCGACGCCGUCUUUCGUCGAGUUCAUGCAAGCGGCGACGUCCAAACCCCAGGAAAUUUCGCGCUUGCAAUCUAGUCAAAACGGUUCAGGCGACUUCGAACGAUUCGAAAACUCACUGAAAACACGCCCCCAGGACCUUUCCCACGAGAAAGAAGCUCCUGUAGAAGACUCGAGGUCUAGUCAACCGAGAACUCUAGUUAUAAGUCCGCCUAGUAUUACGAAUUUUAAAGAAUCUCACGUAGGUAAGAAUACAGUUAUCAUUACUGACUUAGAAGAGGAUGAGACGGAGCAGCCUCAUUCGAUUAUUAUCGCUGAAAUUUCCAAAGAAAAGGAUAGUCCCAAUAGGACUUUUGAUUCUCACAUAGUCGAAUUGAAUCAUACAUACGAUUCUCACACUAGCAAGAAACAAAUGGAUGGCGCACUAAAAGAGAGUAACAGCGACAAUUCCAAAGAAAUAACAAUCAAUGGUACAACUGAUGAAAGUCAUGAUUUUGAUCAGCCUGAACACAAAUCCCCAGAAAUAAACACCGAAGAAACCAAGCAACAAGAACAAACUGUAAAUAAUCUUAAUACGCUUAAAGACACCACAAUGUCAGUUUCAAAAGUCAAUAACGCUGAAAUACAGUGCAACGGUAAUAGUGAGAAUUUUGCAACAGUUAACUUCAUAAACGAAUCAUUUGAGGAACUCGUCGAAAGCAAUGUUGACGACGGAGAUAAAGAUAUAAAAAACGAAGAUGAAAUGUUAGAUUCCGAAGAAGAUAAGACUCUCCCCUUACAAGAUAGCCCGGUGAAGACUGUUCCUGAACAAGUGAAUGGUGUGGAAGAGAAAAUAGUUACUGUUACAGAGGAUUUUUUACAGAAUGAGAAGAAAUUCUGCGAGCUCGACUCUUAUUUGCCGCUCCUCAGUGAUAUUAGAUUCACAGGACCAGCGUCCGAGAUCAUGAGCACAUCGUUCACGCAAGAUUCGCCGACUGAACCUACGCCUGAGGGAGACAGCAACAAGCCCGACGACGUGAAGGAGUGGGAUAGCGACACCGACUCGCACUCCAGCAAUUCGUCCAGUGGCGAAUUUAUUUGGAAGGGCGGCGACGGGCAAGAGACAUCCGUCGUUCCAACCACGCAAUUCGACCAUCGCGGCUCGAACGGGUCCGCGGGUCGCGCGGCGCCGGGCUCCAACAGCGGCUCGGGCUCCGGGUCCGGGUCCGGGUCGGGCUCUGAAGGCGACGAGGUGGAGUUCGUGCCUUCCUCGUGGGACUGCCGCGCCGAGCCCGCCAAGUCCUCGCUCCGUAGUCUGCCUAUAUCACAGGACAACAAGAAGCGCGUAGUGUUCAAGCGGCAGAAGUAUCACUGCGUGUACGAGUACCCGCGCGAGCUGGCCACUGUGGACGCCGACUCGCCCGCCUACCUGCCCGACCUGUCCACGUACUCAGAAUGGGACCCCGGCAGCGCGGAGGACGCGGAGCUGGGCUACGGGCAGCUGUUCGGCGCGGCCUCGCCGCUCGACCUAUACCCGCUGCGCGGGACCAUCGCCUUCGGUGCAGAUUACGACGAAGACUUUUUCAUAUCGUCGUCGGCCCGGCCGUUCGAGAGUCUCGGCGUGAUGUCCACCACCAGCCAGUUCUUCCCCGGCAUGCGCCUCAAGCCGCUCGACCUGCCCGCGCCCGCCGACGACGACUUCCCCCCGCCGCCCUCCCCGCUGGCGCCGCUCCCGCAGACCCGCACGCCCUCGCUCGACUUCACCACGCCCGACUCUGGCGUCGAGGACAUCACCCCCGGCUCCACCUCCACCGACGACGACUUCAGAACCAAGAAGCUCGAGGAGGUGAGUCCGUGGCGCGGCGUCGACAGCGGCAGCUCCAGCGAGUCCGUCAGCCCGAGCUCCCCCGGCGGCGAGGCGCUCGGCGGCCUGCGCCACACGCGCGACAAGCUCAAGCUCGACCUCCCGCCGAGCCCGCACAUACCCUCCCCCAGGCACAACAGGGUCUUCAACUUCGUCCUCGACAAACCGAAGAGGCGCGCCGCGGACGAGCGGUCGGACAUCGGCACCACCCCCCUCGUCAUGACCGACGAGACCCCGCUCGUGACCGGCUCCUUGCCCGUUUCCGACCUCGAGGACGUCCCCGUCCCGGAGCCGACCUUCUCCACCUUCGGUAAGACCGUCCCGCGAGCCGAUCCCGAACAAAAGAUAAUAUUAACCGAUGAUGGAGAAAAAGCCGCUAGUCCCGUGAAGGAGCCCGUCCGCGGCGAAGGCACCGUAUUAGACAGCGGGGAUGAAGAUUCCGGCAUAGAAAGUAGCGCCAAAGCCACGCUGGAGCGCAAAACACCCAACGUUUCUUAAAUAUACUAGCGCAGCGGUGGCGUGGCAUCAAACUUGCCCCUAGAUCGUGAGGAUAUUUCACCGACUUUGUCAAAACUUGUGAAAGCAGCAGGUGUUAUCACACACAUGAGUUUAUAAGAUACUGAGCGGAGCGGACAACAGUCUGCCUCGCUCUAACAUAUCCGGCCAAUUGUUUAUAUCCUAGUAUACGAUUGCCGAAACUGGAGAAUGAUCAUACAAUACCGUAACAAAAAUCGAGUUCCAUAACACUUAUUUCGCCGCGCCAUUGCAGUGGCGUAGAUUGUUAUAUCUCCGCGGCCUAUGGUCCGAUCGUUACUGUAGUUGAUAGUAUUACCAACAUUAGGUUUACUCAAGAUAAUGGUAAUUCGUAGAAAAACGA
This is a messenger RNA of Leguminivora glycinivorella, 9244 nucleotides long. RefSeq lists its product as uncharacterized. Lineage: Eukaryota; Metazoa; Arthropoda; Insecta; Lepidoptera; Tortricidae. The record is from RefSeq and is a predicted model, not a curated record. Gene Ontology annotation, biological process: protein phosphorylation. Gene Ontology annotation, molecular function: protein kinase activity; ATP binding.